Messenger RNA from Fusarium sp. VM40, 951 nucleotides. The record is from the annotation of a GenBank genome assembly. NCBI's taxonomy places the organism in Eukaryota, Fungi, Ascomycota, Sordariomycetes, Hypocreales, Nectriaceae.
AUGAAGCUCCAUCAAGUUACCGCUGUCCUGGCCUUCAUUGCCACCGGUGCCAUCGCAUCCCCUGCCGGCAUCGCUGACAAGGACUACAACAACUCCCCGGAGAAGAACGGCAAUGACUAUCUUCCCAAGAAGGGAGGCGAGAAACAUGACGGUGACGAUGACUAUACCUCCAAGGGAUAUGGCGGCAAAGGCCAUGGUGAUAAGGGCAAGAAGUUCGAAUGGGACAUUGAACGUUGUGACUCGUGCCCCUACAGCUCCAAGAGCUGGCCUGAGCCCAAGGGUAGCUAUGGCAAGGGAUACAAGCGAACUUGCCCCGAGGACAAGAAGAAGUGCCAGAAGUACGCCUACGACUACUCCAAGGCCACAUACUCAGGAUACGCCAGCCAGAAUCUGAAGUGCUCUGAGGGUGACCACUACAGGGUUGCUGCCAAGAUCGGCUCCUGUGGCGGAUACAGCAAGGAGCAGUGCCUCAACGUCGUCUACGAGGACUGGGACAAAUACUCCGACAAGAUUGCCUUCCUCGGCCUCUACACCUACAAGAAAGAGGGCAUCGAGAACAAGAAGUACCUCAACUUCAACAAGUACUGCAAGAAGAACGAGUGCCACGUCCCUGUUGAGAAGGUCCCCGGUUACCCUAAGUUCAAGGACAACGUCUGGGUUGGAAUCGACGCUGGUCAGUGUCGUGAGCCCAAGCCCAAGUGGGGAGGUUACGAUGGGAAGAAGGGUGGUAAGGGUGAUGAGGACGAGAAGUAUGGUUCCAACAAGGGCUACAAGGGUGACGAUGAGGACGACUACAAGCCCAAAAAGGGCGGCAAGGGAGACUACGACGACGACAAGAAGCACGAGAGCCGCGGACUUGGCUUCUCUGGCCGUGACAAGGUCAAGUUCAUCGAACUCGACAUUGAAGCCAAGUACUCCAAGAAGUGUGCCGAGUUCUGCUGCUGCACUUAG